Pseudopodoces humilis (Tibetan ground-tit) is the source of this 7093-nucleotide messenger RNA. It is a transcript of the gene AGO2, whose product is annotated as argonaute RISC catalytic component 2. NCBI's taxonomy places the organism in Eukaryota, Metazoa, Chordata, Aves, Passeriformes, Paridae. Gene Ontology annotation, cellular component: RISC complex. Gene Ontology annotation, molecular function: endoribonuclease activity, cleaving siRNA-paired mRNA; protein binding; RNA binding. Gene Ontology annotation, biological process: regulatory ncRNA-mediated gene silencing; regulation of DNA-templated transcription. The record is from RefSeq and is a predicted model, not a curated record.
UUCUUUUCCUCCCCCUCCCUUUCCUCCUCCUCCUCCUCCUCCCCUUCCCUUCCCCCGACAGCGUCGCCGGGGCUCGGGCUCGCUCCCUCCCCCGUGCCCUCCCCUGGAGCCGCCGCCUCCGCCGCCGCACACGGAGACAUGUACCCGGGAGCCCCCUCCGCCGGACCCGUGCUCACACCUCCUCCUCCAUUGCCACCACCAAUACAGGGAUAUGCCUUUAAACCUCCUCCUCGACCAGAUUUUGGCACUUCUGGGAGAACAAUCAAACUGCAGGCCAACUUCUUUGAAAUGGACAUUCCUAAAAUAGAUAUCUACCAUUAUGAAUUGGAUAUAAAGCCAGAAAAAUGUCCUAGAAGAGUUAACAGAGAAAUAGUGGAGCAUAUGGUUCAGCACUUUAAAACCCAGAUUUUCGGGGAUCGCAAACCAGUGUUUGAUGGAAGAAAAAACCUUUAUACAGCUAUGCCACUUCCCAUUGGAAGAGAUAAACAGGUGGAGCUGGAGGUCACACUGCCAGGAGAAGGAAAGGACAGGAUAUUUAAGGUGGCUAUAAAGUGGAUGUCCUGUGUGAGUUUGCAGGCUUUGCAUGAUGCCCUUUCUGGCCGGCUGCCGAGUGUCCCGUUUGAGACCAUCCAGGCCCUGGAUGUGGUGAUGAGGCACUUGCCUUCCAUGAGGUAUACUCCUGUGGGGAGAUCUUUCUUUACAGCAUCAGAAGGGUGCUCAAAUCCUUUGGGUGGUGGCAGAGAGGUUUGGUUUGGCUUCCAUCAGUCAGUCAGACCUUCAUUAUGGAAAAUGAUGUUAAAUAUUGAUGUGUCUGCAACUGCAUUUUACAAAGCACAGCCAGUUAUUGAGUUUGUCUGUGAAGUUCUGGACUUCAAAAGUAUUGAAGAACAACAAAAACCUCUGACAGAUUCCCAAAGGGUAAAGUUUACCAAAGAAAUUAAAGGUCUGAAGGUGGAGAUAACACACUGUGGACAAAUGAAAAGGAAGUACAGAGUGUGCAAUGUCACCAGACGACCAGCAAGUCACCAAACGUUCCCACUUCAGCAGGAGAAUGGACAAACAGUUGAAUGCACUGUAGCUCAGUAUUUUAAGGACAGGCAUAAAUUAGUUUUACGCUACCCUCACCUUCCAUGUUUACAAGUUGGACAGGAGCAAAAACACACAUACCUUCCUCUGGAGGUGUGCAACAUAGUGGCAGGACAGAGAUGCAUAAAGAAACUCACUGACAAUCAAACUUCCACUAUGAUUCGAGCCACUGCCAGAUCAGCCCCGGACCGGCAGGAAGAGAUCAGCAAAUUGAUGCGGAGUGCGAGUUUUAACACCGACCCUUAUGUCCGAGAGUUUGGGAUAAUGGUCAAGGAUGAAAUGACGGAUGUGACUGGCAGAGUCCUACAGCCUCCCUCAAUCCUCUAUGGAGGCAGGAAUAAAGCCAUUGCUACACCAGUGCAAGGUGUCUGGGACAUGAGGAAUAAACAAUUUCACACUGGAAUUGAAAUAAAGGUUUGGGCAAUUGCCUGCUUUGCUCCCCAGCGCCAGUGCACUGAAGUUCAUCUUAAGUCCUUCACAGAACAGCUGCGGAAGAUUUCCAGGGAUGCUGGAAUGCCAAUCCAGGGGCAGCCCUGCUUCUGUAAAUAUGCCCAGGGAGCCGACAGCGUGGAGCCCAUGUUCAGACACCUCAAGAACACUUACACUGGGCUGCAGCUUGUCGUGGUCAUUUUGCCUGGAAAAACACCAGUCUAUGCGGAGGUGAAGCGCGUUGGUGACACGGUGCUGGGAAUGGCCACUCAGUGUGUGCAGAUGAAAAACGUCCAAAGAACAACACCACAAACUCUGUCCAACCUUUGCUUAAAAAUAAAUGUCAAAUUAGGAGGUGUAAAUAACAUUCUACUUCCACAGGGAAGACCCCCAGUAUUCCAACAGCCUGUCAUAUUCCUUGGUGCAGAUGUAACUCACCCACCAGCUGGGGAUGGGAAAAAGCCUUCCAUUGCUGCAGUUGUAGGAAGCAUGGAUGCUCAUCCCAACCGUUACUGUGCCACCGUGCGGGUGCAGCAGCACCGCCAGGAAAUCAUCCAGGAUUUGGCUGCCAUGGUCAGGGAGUUGCUUAUCCAGUUCUACAAAUCAACGAGAUUCAAACCAACUCGCAUCAUCUUCUACAGGGAUGGUGUUUCUGAGGGGCAGUUCCAACAGGUUCUCCACCAUGAGCUGCUGGCUAUCAGGGAGGCUUGCAUUAAACUGGAGAAGGAUUAUCAGCCUGGCAUCACAUUUAUAGUGGUGCAGAAAAGGCACCACACCAGACUCUUCUGCACGGAUAAAAACGAACGGGUUGGAAAAAGUGGAAACAUUCCAGCUGGUACCACAGUGGACACAAAAAUCACCCACCCCUCAGAGUUUGAUUUCUACCUGUGUAGUCAUGCUGGGAUUCAGGGAACAAGCAGACCUUCUCACUACCACGUGCUCUGGGAUGACAAUCGCUUCUCGUCGGACGAGCUGCAGAUCCUCACCUACCAGCUGUGCCAUACGUACGUACGCUGCACGCGCUCUGUCUCCAUCCCUGCACCUGCAUAUUAUGCACACCUGGUGGCCUUCAGAGCCAGGUACCAUCUGGUGGACAAAGAACACGAUAGUGCUGAAGGAAGCCACACUUCUGGCCAGAGCAAUGGCAGAGAUCACCAAGCACUUGCUAAGGCAGUCCAGGUGCACCAGGACACGCUGCGCACGAUGUACUUUGCUUGACAUGUUUUAAUGUUCAGCGGCUCCGGACAAGGCAGAGUUGGAUUCACACCAGACCAGCUGCACUUAGACCAACAGAUGCCCCACCCCAGGGACAGCCAGCAAUGAGUGAUGCUUCUUUAUUCUUUUCUUUCCCGUUUGUAAGGAAGCCUUCCGUCCAGAAUUUCAGACUUGAUCACAAACUGCAUUCUUGUACCAAACCCCACUGUUGUCAGAAAUGUGGUUUGCCAAAAAUCUCUGAGCUGCUUGGUAUAAAACAGACCCAGAUUUUAUAAUUAAAUCAAGAGCUGCAAUCUCAGGGCUUAGGGAAGAAAACAAAGAACCAAACCAACAACCCAACCCACAAAACUCAUUCAGUUUCCUGUUCAUUGACUUGCUUUCAAUAAUUUGGAAAUAUCUCAUUCAUACUAAGGUGUGAUGAGCUAAAAUGCUGUGAAUCAGCUUUUAGUACAAAGGAAAGCAAAGCAUUUUUUGAGUAUUUAUGAAGCCUUGAUUAUUCUAGAUGCAUUUACAAAAUUCUUAUUUUCAAAAUAAGAGCGUGACAAAAUUCUGAUUUCUAACUGUCUUAAAAAGAGUAUUCUCAGAUUAUUCUCUGUGUGUCUAAGGGCAAAUGUAUUUUCUGAAGCUUGUUCUUGAAUGUUUUUUAUUGUGCUGCAUUUUAAAAUGUUUUUCAUAGACUAAAGAUGAACUUAAAAAAAAAGAAAAAAAGCAAAACUGUACCUAAGCUUUUAAUAGCUCCAGUUAGAUUGGCGGAAGCAAAUGUGCCAUUUGAAAAAAUUUGUAAAGAUUUUUUUUAAAUCAUACUGACAGCUAACUUUAGGAUUUGUCAUACAGGACUGUGACACUUACUUUCCAAAGUCUCUAAAGAAUACGGGUCUGUGGUGAUGAAUACAGUACAAUCCUUUUUCACUGUUGUUUGAGUUAAUGUAAAUUUUAUAUAUGUUUCACAGUAUUAAUGUGAUAGACUAGAUGCUAUUAUUUAUUUUUAUUUACUAAGGAGUGCUCAUUAUACUUCUGUUAACAUAUCAAGAAUGCUUUGAACUUAGAAAAAUCCUUUUUGUGAGGACAUUACUCUGCAAAUGCAAAAAAAAUAUGCAAUUGAUGUGGUGAGAGGAGAGAGAUGCAGCCAGUAUCUGUUGUAGCUUGGGAUUUGCAGAAAGGCUUUUUCAACAUGCACACAACACAGCAGGUUUUACCUCUGCGGUUCAGACGCACACAAGACCAACAUCCUACAUUCAUUCAAGCACAAAACAAUUGUAUUUUAUUUAUAUGUUGAGUAGUGGUGAAGCAGGAGGUCUGCUAGAGGAGAGUGGUUUGCUGGAAAUAAGGCUGAAGUCAGAGAAUCUAUGCAGUAAAGAUAAAAAUUAGGAAACUGAGAUUUACUUAGGGAGGUGAAACUCUCUUCAUUAUGCAUAAGAUCUGUAGGAAAUGUGAGAGUUUUGCCAUUCUCUUAGUAGAAGCAUUAAUUAAAACUGAUAAUUAUUAGACAGAUGCUUCUGUUAGUUUGCACACUGGAUUCAUAAAAACCAUAACACACAUGUAAACCAUUGCACUAAUGACGAUGCCACGAGCAGGUGUAGGAGAAAACGGAAAAAGCCCAGGAAAGUUGUUUAUGCUGACUUGAUCUUGUUUGUUUUUCCUUGAGAUAACUGAAAUAAGAUGCUGAGAAGGCAGGCUGGAAAACCUUCAUUCUCUUCCACAGAUGGAUUUUGCUCUUUUCCCUUUUCUCCUAGCAGCUGCUCAGUCCCUGUUUGGACACUUUUACCUCUGGCCACUGGGAUGGGCGAGUAGCUUUAACCCAUGCAGAGCUCUGGGCCACAGAGCAGGUCAGCUGCAACCAGGUGAUGUUGGAUAAGCUAGAAAAUGCCCAACCUUUGCUGCAUAAAGACGUUUAGGUACAUAAUUCCAGUUCAGACCUUCACCUUGUAGCAGUCUGUUGGUUGUCAGUGUUUCGUAGGUGAAAUGUAGAACCUGUUAAUGGAAUAAUCAGAUUUGUACUUUUCUAAUUGGGUGAUUAGGCUGCUGGCUCAGAGUGUCUUCUUGGUCAUAGUUCUAUAAAUUCAGAUUUCUGUAAAUUUGAAGCAAAUCCUAGGUAGCAUUGUCUGUCUUGCUGUGUGCCAGCGAGGUUGUACCUACCUCCCCUCAAAUACCCCUAAGCUGCAGAUCCUCCCCAUGGUGGGUGUGUUGCACUUCUCUGUGUUUCCUUCAGAGCUUUCCUAUUUCAGUGAAGAUAUUCAUUUGGCAGAGUUUUAUAUAAGAAUUAUUUUUAUAUUAAUUCUUCUUAUAAAAUAGGAUAAAGAUCAUCCAUUUUAAGACAUCAUUUAACUUAUUUGGUGUGUGUUAUGCAGAGACCUCUUGGAUGUGAAAUUCAUCCCCCUCUUUCCAUGCAGAUCUGGGACAAUAGAAUUGUACAGGUGGUCAGGUGGGGUGAGGAGGGCAAGAUCUGUCUUGACCUCAAAUCUCAUUUCUGAAGUAGCCUGGGACUGCACUGCAUCCUAUUUAAGAUGUUUCCUUUGUGAGAAAAGGAGUUUUAGGCAGGCCCUUAAUCUGAGAGUAGCUGUUGUUUGUGUAUCCUCUUGGAAUGAGCAGAAAUUCUGUGUAGCUUUUCUUCCCGAAGUAUGAAGAACUUGGGAUGUUUAUGUGCAUUUCAGGCCAUUUUUACCUUUUACAGAUCUUUCUAAGCCUCUGAUACUGCUAAUUCUUUAUGCCUUGUGUCUCCCUCCUUUUCCCUCCCAUCAGUGGUGAGCAAGUGAAUAAUUUAAAGCAUUUUUAAAAAAAAAAACUGAUUAGGUAUAUACUUUGUAAAGUACAGCAUGCUGGCAGUCCAGCACCUCUUCUGGGAAUAUUUUUACUAUAAAUUACAUGUUCAAGAAUGUAUCCUGUCCAAAAAAACCUGCCACAAACACGUAAAAUCUCAGUAUUAUUUUUUCAUUCUGUACCUCCCACAUGUUUGGUGUAGAACAGCAGCAUCUCAGGUCAACACAAAGCUCAAGAAGUCUCAGUCCCCCCAUGUUGCUGGUGGAGAAAUGCCAGCUGAGGUCACAGCUCUGAGUCUCUGGGUCACUGUGCAGGUCCGGUCAGCAGUAACCAAAUUUGUGCCACCCUCUGGCACUUGGGGCAUUUUCUAGCCUAUGCAAAGGAGUCCCACUGCACAACCCCCACAAAACAGCAUCAGCAAGUGUGAAAUGCUCCUCUUGGGAGGUGAUAAGUACUCUCAGAAGACAUGAAAUACUUAAAAGUUUGUCUUUUUUUCCCUGAUGUGCAAAAUCUAAUGCAAUAAUGAGGUUUGCUUAGUGGUGGAAAUUUCUGCUCCCGUGGCUGAACAGAGUAACGAGUCCACUCCAUCUGUUCCAGCACCCAGGAAACAACUGAGCUGAUCCUUAGGAGCAAAUGUUCUGUUGGGAAAUGCUGGAAGGAAGUGGAUUUGUCUCUGCCUUUAUGUGGCAUUUAAGACAGCGCUGUGCAAUUUAACACUUGGGUGUGUGUAUGCACUGAUGUACAGAGUGAGAUCACUUGUUUAAUUAUUAGAGCUCCUUAUUUUGGCUUGGUUUGCUUUAGAGUAUUUGACUUUGUGAAUUACAAUCAAUGAUCUUCCAUAUUCCAGAGGCUUUGGCACAGGAAUUCCCUCAUUUAUUGACCUGUCAGGUAACAAAUACCUUUGAUCUCCAUCCAGGCCCCCCAGGCAGCAUUCUGAUUGUGAAAGCAAAAAGGUUAUGAAGGUUUGGCUUUAAUUCUGCCUCUCUCAAUAACUCCUGCAGCUUUUGUCUGUUGUAACAGAGUCUUGUUGGAUCAUUUUUAUAACAUAAGACAGGAGGUUUUUCCACAAGGAUUUUCAAAUUAAAACGUCUGGAGAGUAGGUGUGAAGAGUUUAGUUUUUUUUUUUUCUGAAAAGAUUGAAGUUUCCAAGAUGCUUCUAAAUUUUUCUUUCUAACUAAAGUUUUUCAUGUAUGUGCCCAAAAGCUUUUGAUUAAAUAGCAGACACAGUCAAAUAAGCAUCUCUGGUGGCAUAAAUAACCCAUAAGGGCCUUUUUUUUUUCUUUAAGACAUCUUUUACACAUUAACUAAAUGAAUGUAAGAAGAGUUCUCAGUAUUUUUUACACUUGAAACCAGUGUAAUUAGACUCAGUUGUUUUCCUCUUUUUUAAUAUUCUUCUUCUGCCAUAGCAUCUCUUUGUGUAGUUUUCCCCAUUCCUAAUGCAGGACAGUCCUUUGUAUUUUACUUUUAUAUUCCAUUUGGUAACAUGCUUCUUGAUGCACACAUGCCAUCUUUCUUAAGGAAAACUUCAAGUAGAAGGUAAUUGCACUGAUUUUUGGGUUUUUUUAAACUCCCUUUUUACUGUAAGAAUUUUAAUCUUUUUUUUUUU